AUGGCUCUCAGUCUCUUGAACAUCUCAACAAUCCUCGGACAUAAUGUGUGUCCAUCUUCUGAGUGCGGCAACGUGAGCGUGCAUUACCCUUUCAACCUUGAACACGAGAUGCCUUCAUCUUCUUCGAUCAACUGCGUCAAUUUCAAUCUGAUCUGCAAUGACAGCUCAGGCACCACCAUUUUUCACCUUCCUCCAGAAGUACAUUUCUACGUGCGAAAAAUCAACUACACUCAGCAAUACAUCCAACUCUACGAUCCUCAAAACUGCCUCACAAAGAGACUGUUCGACUUGAGCCUCCCUGUGCCUUCUCCUUUCAAGACUAACUAUGAAAACUACACUCUCUACGUAUGCCCUCCUGAUCUUGCUAUGGCCUCGAUUCCUUGCUUGAGCAACUCCACCAACAUGACCGUAGUUGCUAGUGGAUCCUUCAAGGAUGACAAUGUGAGCCCACGCGCUCUCGCCUUCUUCCAGUUCAUCAAGAUAAUGCUUUCUCCUUAA
Salvia hispanica is the source of this 498-nucleotide messenger RNA. Its product is annotated as RING-H2 finger protein ATL22-like. The record is from RefSeq and is a predicted model, not a curated record. Lineage: Eukaryota; Viridiplantae; Streptophyta; Magnoliopsida; Lamiales; Lamiaceae. Gene Ontology annotation, molecular function: polysaccharide binding.